CUCUGAAAAUCUCCCUGUAAGAGACACACAUAUAUUAGUUGUUUGAGCACUUGAUCUUCUAAAAGAAGGUCAUCAUUGGAGCGGAAAAGAAAGUGGAAGUAAUAGAAAUGCAAGCCAAGGGAAGAGAGAGAAGCUUGAGCGAGAAAGACGAAGAACUGUCGUUGUUCUUCGAGAUGCGGAGGAGAGAAAAAGAGAAUGAAUCCAAUAACAAUCUUCUUCUUAGCUCUGAAGAGCUUCCUCCUCCUCAAGAAACAAACAAUAACGAGAAUUCGCCGAUUUCGAGGAGUGCACCGUCUUUGCCAUUGCAGCGAAAGAGCCGUGUUGAUGAGUUCUUGAAUUCGGAAAAUGAGAAAUCUGAUUACGAUUGGCUUCUUACACCACCUGGUACCCCACUGUUUAAUUUGGAGAUGGAAUCACGGACAACUGCGACGAGUCAACAAGAGUUUCCAACAACUCGUCCGAUUGCAUUGAGGUCAAGGCCGGCAAAUAUCCAGGUAGAGCCCGCUUCAAGGAGAACUACAGCAUCUAAAAAUCUGACUUUAAAUUCGGAACUGAAGUCUUCGACUACUAUUGGAAACAGAAGGCCCUCAUCAUCUGAGGGCCAUAAACCUGUGACCCGUAGAUCUGCGACUCCAACUGCUCGGCCUACAUUACCUUCAACAACCAAACCCUCAAGAUCCUCCACACCAAGUUUACGGCCCUCCUUACCUUCCAUUAAGCAUGUGGUUCCUCCAAUGAGGUCUUCAACUCCAACUAGGUCCUCUGCUCGGUCUUCAACGCCAACUGCAAGACCCUCCGUACCAGCUGCCAAGUCAGCAACAAGAUCAGCAACUCCUACGCGUCAAACAUCAACCCCAUUGAGUGCACAUGGCGUCUCUGCUCCAGCCGGGCGAGCUUCUUCAGCAUCUAAAAUACGUCCCGCAAAUACAAACAGUUCAGCACCAUCACGUGGCCCUUCCCCAACUGUAAAAUCUAGGCCAUGGAAACCCUCUGAGAUGCCUGGUUUCUCUCUUGAUGUUCCUGCUAAUUUGAGGACUACAUUAACUGAAAGGCCAGCUUCUGCAUCUAGGGGACGGCCUGUGGUGCCUAGUGUUAAAUCAUCUUCUACUGCGACUGGCUCCAGUGGAAAACUGAGACAGCAAUCAUGUUCUCCAUCUAGGGCACGGGCUUUGAAAAGCAGCGUCACUAGUACCGGGAACUCAAAUCGAGCUAUGAGUAAAUCGCGCUGCAACGACAUUGAUGAAGUUAGUCCUGUUGUUAUUGGAACACAAAUGGUUGAAAGAGUCGUAAACAUGAGGAAACUGGCACCACCAAAACGAGAAGAUGAUCACUCCAAUAAUAAUUCAGCUGGGAAGUCGUUGUUCUCUGAUAGCUUGGGUUUCGGAAGAACACUCUCAAAGAAGUCUCUUGAUAUGGCUUUAAGACACAUGGACAUAAGGCGAAGCAUGCAAGGUAAUCUACGACCAGUGGUGACAAGUAUUCCAGUUUCUUCUAUGUAUAGUAUCAGAUCAGGCGGGACGAAAAACAGGGCGACUAGCAAUUCAGACUCUCCUCUUGCUACAAGCAGCAAUGCUAGCUCGGAACCAAGUGUCAACAAUGCAUUUACUUGUUUAGAUGGGAGCGAUGCUGAAGUUAAUGAUGCCCGAAGCGCGCAAGGAAAUUGAUCUGCUAGCCAGCAAGGUAGGUAAACCUCAAGAAGAUGCUCAUCACUCAAUAUUCCUGCCAUCAAACAAUCGGAUGCCGCGACCAUUCAAAAAGAUCUUAUGUUGGAAAGGAAGUUAUUUCCGUUUAUGAUUUAUCAGAAAGUUCACAGGUUUGUGUAAUGUAUUUUGAUCAUGUUUCUGUUGUGGCAGUGGAAACAACAGUCACAUACUUGAUUUGAACUGUUCUUUAGCAACGACCUGUGCAACUAUUUCAUUGUUGGAAGUUGAAGAGCUCCUUCAGCUUAUUAAUUUUUGGGAGUCA
Messenger RNA from Morus notabilis, 1965 nucleotides. Its product is annotated as zonadhesin. Gene Ontology annotation, cellular component: cortical microtubule. The coding region runs from base 108 to 1664 and encodes 518 amino acids. The transcript is spliced from 6 exons. Gene Ontology annotation, biological process: cortical microtubule organization. NCBI's taxonomy places the organism in Eukaryota, Viridiplantae, Streptophyta, Magnoliopsida, Rosales, Moraceae. The record is from RefSeq and is a predicted model, not a curated record.